AUGCGUGUCUCUCUCUUUAGCAUUGCUGACGAAUCACCGGUCGAUUCAGGAUCAGAAGAUUCAUGGGGCUAUCCGAAACAUAAAACUAAUAUUAAUAAUGUUUAUAAACCAAUAUCAUUGCUUUUAACAUCGACCAUGUAUCGGCGUGGAUUCUAUGUGAAUAUUAAGGAGAACGAAGUUGAUGAUCUUCCUAUAGUUCAAACGCCGAUGAUUAAGCAAGCUCUAUCAACUUUAAGCGUUAAUUUAAAUGAAAACGGAAAUGCUGUUGAGAGAAGUUCUCGUCAACGUACAUUUACAAAGCGAUAUGAUGAUUACUUCCCUGAUCGUACACCCAGCACUUCAGCGUUAUCUCCAGAAAGAAGUGCUUCAUCAUUAACAAUGAAUUCAUCCGAGAGCUCACUACCACGAAAAACUCGCCAGGUGCUGACAACAAGUAAAAAACGAAAACGUCAAAAAAUAACAGAAUCGCCUAACAAACUGUCGAAGUCCGAAAAUCUGUCAACAGCACGGAUUGUGGAUCAUCACUAUCGUUCGCCUACAUAUUCGAUAACAAAUGCUGUUUCCAGUGAUGAACGAUUCCUCGCCUAUUGGUUAGAACCAACUUCGCUGAUAACAGAAGAUGCUGGUUUCUGUUAA
Didymodactylos carnosus is the source of this 636-nucleotide messenger RNA. The record is from the annotation of a GenBank genome assembly. NCBI's taxonomy places the organism in Eukaryota, Metazoa, Rotifera, Eurotatoria, Philodinida, Philodinidae.